AUGGGCGACGAAGAACUGACCCAAAGCGAGUUGCUGGUGAACUUUUACAACCCAGAUCGCGAAACGCGCAAAGCCGCCGCUGCUGCCUUGACUGAUACACUCAAGCAGGAUGCGCAUGUAUUGACUUUCAUCUUCAAUACACUCCUCCACGAAAAGCAGAUUCUGGACGGUUUGCGCGGGCACUCGUCGCCCGAAGCAGCGCGGCACCUCAACAACGAGGUGGACGAGGCGGUGGUCAACACUGUGUCGGAUGUGUGCGUGAACAACUACGAUAUCGCCGCCGAUUAUUAUCGCCUCAAGCGGGAGUUGUUGGGGUUGGAUGAGUUGACGCACUACGAUCGGUACGCCCCACUGCUCGGCGAUCGCGGUAGCAUCCCGUUCGAUGAGGCACAAGGCAUGGUGAUGGAUGCCUUCGGUCGGUUUUCACCGCAGUUGGCGGAAAUAACAGAGCCGUUCUUUAGCAAACGCUGGAUUGACGCUGAACUCCGUGCAGGCAAACGAGGGUGGUGCAUAUUGCGCGGGGGUCACGCCUGA
Messenger RNA from Geodia barretti, 534 nucleotides. NCBI's taxonomy places the organism in Eukaryota, Metazoa, Porifera, Demospongiae, Tetractinellida, Geodiidae. The record is from the annotation of a GenBank genome assembly.